GUUAUACACGCGAAAUUUGUUAGAAAAUCAAUGAAAACUUCGAAUUUUCAAAUUUUUACAGCAAAAAAUUUAAAUGUUUUUUAACGUUUGAUAUAAAAAUUAUAUGCUCCUUUUCAUUCAAGUUAAGGUAUAGAAAUUUAAAACUAAAUAACAUAUGUUACUUUUUACAUUAUAAUCAUAUCUGGUGGGGUAAAUUAGUAUCAUAAAAUCUGUGUAUAGGGAAUAUGAAUACGGCAAAAAGUUGUAGUAAGAAUAUUUCAUACAGUGUGUAAUAACAAAUCAACAUGGGCUAUUAAAAUUUAAUAAAAUAAUUAAAUUUUCGUUACACAAUUCGUUAUAGUUUUGCAUUGCAAGUUAAAUACCGUAAAAUCAGUAUAACUCACGGUAUAUUUCUUAUUGCGAAUAGGUUUUUUAUUUAAAGUGUGUGUAGGUUACAAUUGAAAUGUCAACAACUUCAAAAGUUGUUUUGACGUCUGUGGAAAUUUUCAUCAGCCUUUCAUAUAUGAAAAAAUUAAUGUUUAGCGAAAAAAUUCUUUCUGUGGAAAAAGUGUAAAAAAGUGCAAAAAUUUAAUAAUAGUGCAAUAUAAAAGUCAAUGUGUUAAUUAGUGUUAUUAACUGUAUUGAUGGAAUAGCGUUCAGGCGCUCAAUACCCAUGUGAAAUGGCUUUGAAUAUUUUGAGUACCAGCAACUUAAUUUAUGUGUAAUUAAUAUUCAUAUUUACACAAAAUGUUAAAACUAAGAAUAGCAAGAUUCGUACGAUUACGCACAUUAACAUGUUUAGCGUUUUUGCUCUGUGUUUGUCCAAAUCAACGAUGGGAAACACGGGCUGAUCGCAUCACAUUAUUACCUACAGUCCAGCAUUUACAACAUCAUGCUCCAUGCGAUCGUAGUCGUAAGGUGUUCACUGAACCGUACGGAGAAAUAAGUGACGGUCCUGCUGGUUUUAACUAUACGCAGGAUUCGCAUUGCGAGUGGUUAAUAAAGGCACGCAAUGAUAGUCAAUUUAUAACACUCACUUUCCAUAGCAUGGGCACCGAGUGCGCUUAUGAUUACAUUUAUGUGUAUGAUGGGGACUCAUUUAAUUCCACGCUGCUAGGCAGCUUUAGCGGUCGUACCCAACCGCAGCGAUUGGUUGCGAGAAGUGGAAGUAUGCUUAUACUUAUGUACAGUGACACAAAUUAUGUGCUCGAUGGUUUUCGGGCUUCAUAUUACAUAUCAAAUUGCUUGAAUAAUUGCCAUAAUCAUGGGAAAUGUGUGGGGCACCAAUGCGUCUGUCAUGGAGAGUGGGUCCUGCCUGAUUGUGAAAGUGAGGCAUGUCCAAAUAAGUGCGGUGAGUCGCAAGGGCGUGGUAAAUGCGUCAAAGGUAUUUGCCAUUGUGAAAAGGGCUUCAGCGGGCGCUUAUGUGAUUUAUAUAUAAAUCCUCAGGGCGGAAAUUGGCGCUGGCUAGCCACCGACGCAGAGGGUAUGACACCGCGUGCAGCUCAUACUGCCGUUUAUCUAGAAGAACAUGAUGCUCUUUAUGUUUUCGGUGGUUAUGACUUAAAUAAUGUUAUCAAUUCAUUGCAAAUUUAUCGCUUUAGCAGUAGUCAAUGGGUAGACGAGUGGGGGCUUUUGUUACAAGAUCACAAUUAUUCACAGAAAAUAAAUGCCACUUUACUGAAGGCAGUUUUGCAACAUAAAAGCGAAGACGAAGCAAAACUUUGGGGAUUGCGUAGCGAUGUAUCAUUCUUUCGAAAUAUUUUAUAUACGUUAGCAGAGUCAAAUUUACAUCAACAACGCUCUUCACAGUUGAUUGCAGAUGUUAACGCCAAUACCACAAACGAACAAAUACCUGAGUAUUUUGAAGACAUUUUAGAAGAGGUAACUGAUAAUAAACCCGAAGGUCGAUACGGACAUGCUGCAGAUCGUGUGCCUGGUGGUUUCGUGAUAUUUGGUGGCAAGAAUGGAAACGGUAGUUUCUUCAACGAUUUGUGGUUUUAUAAUAGCACAGAAAGUGGCGGCAAGUGGAAGCAGUGGGCACGAAAUUCAAAGCUGAAACCACCAAAAGUUGCGCGCCAUACAAUAACAUUAGCUGGCGAAUACUUGUAUUUAUUUGGUGGUAGUCUCGAAACGGGCGAAUUUUCAUCAAAAAUAUACCGUUUACGUUUGCCUAUUUAUACCAAAAACAAGUUUUUUGAACACCCAGUUGGUGAUGAUGAAUCAACGAGUUCGGCCUAUGAAAACGAUGAUGGUACAUUCAAUGCCGCUGAUGAGGAUGACGAUGGUCAGUGGGAGUUCGUGCAUCCGCGUGGUGGUAAAUCAUUAGAUGUGCGCCUAGCUGCGCACAGCACUGUCUACUAUAGUGCAACAAAUUCCUUAAUUGUUUUCGGCGGCAUUAUGUCAAGUUUGGCGCGUUUCUCCAAGCUUUCAGAUAGAAUUUUCGCAUUCCAAUUAGAUAAAUUGCAUUGGACAGAAAUACUAUAUCCACGCACUGCCUUACGUGACACAAACAUUCCACACGAACGCGCCUUCCAUUCCGCGACGAUCUCCGGCAAUUACAUGAUGGUCUUCGGUGGCUACACACACCGCCACAAUAAGGACGAAAUCUGCUAUGACAAUCAAAUGUAUUGGUAUCAUCUCAGUUGUCAUAUAUGGAUCAAUCAAGUUGUAUCGGCGGAAGAAAGUUUGUAUCCAAAAAAACAAGGUGUAUUUGCCCACGCCGCCGCACUAAGGCGCAACAAUACAUUAUUAAUUGUUGGAGGUUAUCAUGGCAACGUAAACGCCGAUCUCUUUGCCUACGAACUGCCACAAGUACUACGUCUACAAAAUCAUGGCUACAAUCCGGAGAUGUCAUGUCGCUUACAUACCUCACACACAGCUUGCCUAUCGAAUCCGGAAUGUGGUUGGUGUUCGGCUGACAGUAGCUGCUACGGACGCACUAUUGGCGCCAAUUGUACUACAAAUUUGCAGACUACUCGCUGUCCCGGCAUCUGUCCAUCGCUUGGGGAUUGCCAUUCAUGUUUGGUGCAUGGCACACAGUGGCACACCGACACCGAUCAUUAUUUCUCGGUCGCCAGCAAGUUGGGACUCAAUGAGUGCACUUGGUGCGUUCAAAAUGCUAAAUGUCAUCAUCGUGAUGAUAACUAUGGCAUUUGCGGUGAAGAUACGCCAUCACGCAGUCCCGGUUGGUGGGGCGAAAAGGGCACCGAAAUACGACAACCCUCACAAUGCACCAGCAAUGAUAAGCGGCCUGGUCUUACAUACAUAAAAUACCAUCAUCCGGUCAAUUUGACAAUGCCCGACUUUGUGGCUAUUGUAAAUGCGACGAUGGUGGACUUUGGCUCGCCCGCGCCUGCAACGCAGUAUGAACAGAAGUUGGAGGGCGAAAUGUUGGCGCGUUUGGUAGGAUUUGUGCGUCCACAAAAAACUUGGGAGGAACCCUCCGAGAUACAGGUCUGCACCAGUUAUUCAUCAGCAUUCCUUCGCGCAGGUUUGGGCAAAAGCUUAGACUCACUUAAGGAAUUGACUAAUCGUUCUACAAAUCAAUCAUACUGCGGUCCCGUUGAGAUACCCAGCACAGACCAACCGUUUCUCAUCGAUUUUCAAGCACGACGUCGUGUCGGUCUAUCCACUUUGCAUAACGCCUAUCAAAAAACGAAAAUGGAAUUGUAUCACAUAUUCCACGGCAAUCUAAAUGCUUUCACCUUCGAGUACCUUGAACCCUACUACUCCGGAAAUUGCACGCAAUACGUCAAUUGUCUGCAUUGCUUAACCGAUUCGGCCUGUGGUUGGUGCGGUCUGACUGCAAAAUGUGUCGAAAAAACUGUAAACGAGACUGAGACUUGCACGCUAGCCGAUAGCUCAGCGCUUGCCGGCAAUGACGGCUACUGGGAAUAUCUCAUCACACAACCGAGCCAGUGCGCCAACUGCUCCAACUACGUUUCCUGCAAUGAAUGCGUGACGUCUGGCCUGUGCGAAUGGUGGACGGAGGAGGCGCGGUGUGCACGUUUCGGCAAAUCCGAACAUGGUGUGCGCAAUACUUCGAUGUGUCCGAUACCCUGCCGCUUGCGCACUUCAUGCGAUCAAUGCUUAAACGAACGCGGCCGUUGCGUAUGGUGCGAGGCGACAUCGCAGUGCUUCAGUUUUGCCGUUUACACCAGCGAAUACCAGUUCGGCAUGUGUCGUGAGUGGUUGGACCAAAUUGUUUUGAACGAAACACAGCGCAUUACCGAUUAUACGCAGAUCGGUCAUGAUGCCACUACAACUACACUGCAACAACAACCGACACUACCUCAGAAACUGCCCGCUACGCAGUGUAAAUCUUGCACUUUGUACACCAAUUGCACUUCUUGUCUGCGCACGCUCAGCUGUGGCUGGUGCUUUGACCGCGACAAUCCCAUCGAAGGUGUGUGCAUGCAAGGCGACUUUAGCCGUCCGUUUGGCAACUGUUCGCUAGCCUUGAAUAGUCCCACGCAGCAUGAUGCCGAAUGGGCGUAUGCGCAGUGUCCCGACGUCGAUGAGUGUGGAUUGGGUCUGCAUGAUUGUCACAAGGAAGCCAAAUGCACGAAUACGCAUGGCUCGUAUAAUUGUCAUUGUCGGCGCGGUUAUGUUGGCGAUGGUCGGCAAUCGUGCGUGCGCACUUGUUACGAGAAUUGUGUGCACGGUUAUUGCUCGGGUUCAGCAGAUUAUGUGUGCAAAUGCGAACUGGGUUGGACUGGCACAGACUGUUCGAUCAAUUGCGGCUGUAACAAUCAUUCGACGUGUGUGGAACGUGUGGGUAAAUGUGAUCAGUGCCAAGCGUGGACCGAGGGCGAACGUUGUGAGCGCUGUCGCCAAGGCAGCUAUGGCAAUGCCACAUCGGCCGAUGGUUGUCAUCCCUGUGAAUGCAAUGGUCAUGGCAAUCAGGAUUUGGGUAUUUGCAAUGUCGGCACUGGCGAGUGCUAUUGCAAGGACAACACAGUGGGUUUGAAGUGCGAUCAGUGCGCUAACGGUUACUAUGGUGAUCCACGCGAUGGCGGCCAAUGUUACUUCCAAUGCGAAUCGCGUGGCAUGCUAACGAAUAUCGGACGAAGUGGUAUCGGUUCGUAUCAGUCAUAUAAAAAUCCUUGGGGCGCCAGUUUGGAAGUGCGCGAAUGCUUAUGGAUACUAUCGCCGAAAACUCUACAAGCCGAGAAGUCGCUACUGCAGUUGGAGUUCGAAUGGCCCAGUUUGGCGAUGGACUGCGAUGAGAAUGCUGUUUACAUAUACGAUAGCUUGCCCGAUUUGACUGGUGCAACGCAGCAAAACCAAUUAAUAUCGGUUGUAUGCUCGCCAUACACGGCCACACACAUCGUGGAAGCGCGCUCAAGUCAUGUCACCGUUUACUAUAAACAAGGUGGCGAUCGUCAGAAAUUCGGUUUUAAUGCAUUGUACACAGUGAAGAAUUGCGCUGCGCGCUCCUGUCUGCAUCCGCACAUCUGUGACGAGCAGCAACGUUGCGUCUGUCCCGCCGGUUAUGUGGGUGCGCGUUGCGAGAUCGAAAUAUGCCCGAAGAAUUGCAAUGCCAAACGCAUGCAAGGCUACUGCGACACUGACUAUGGACGCUGUAUUUGCAAUAGCAGCUACGCGGGUGCCGAUUGUGGCACGCUCAUCAAGCCAAAUCAUCUGGUCGUUACAGAUCUCUUCAAUACGCUGCUGCUGAGCGACACCUAUGAACAUCUACGUAAAACCAUACCGCGUUUCGGGCAUUCAGUAAAUGCCGAUAGACGCGGCUCUCUCUGGAUGUUUGGCGGUUAUUCGCCAUCACAUGGUCCGCUCAAUGAUUUCCGGCAAUUCGAUGCGAAGAACGGCACUUGGAUGCAGGUGACUGUCGAAUCGACACCGGACGACAAAAUGCCGUUGGGUCGUUAUUUUCAUGCCUCGGAAAUCUACUUGAAGAAACAAAUAAUUUUCAUUUACGGCGGCAUAAGCAUACGCGGUGAACAAGAAGAACGCACCUCACAACUCAUACUCGACGAUUUCUGGCAAUUCUCCAUACAAAAUCAACGCUGGAGUGAAAUUGAGCUGUUGCAGCGACGCGAGAAACCACCGGCACUGGCCGGUCACACAUUGACCCAAAUUAGGUACAAUGAACGUGAGUCAUUGAUACUGAUUGGCGGCAUGACACGCAAUAAGUCGCGCCAGCUGGAGUUGUGGGAAUUCAAUUUGGAGACUUUCCGCUGGGAGCAGUUGUUGGCGUUGGGCGUACGCAUGCCCGUGCUUUACGGUCACAGCACAGUAUACAGCGCAGAUUCGCACAUACUCUAUGUUUUUGGCGGUUAUUCCGUCGAGCCGCAGAACAAACUGUACGCGCUGAACUUGCAAAAGAUGACUUGGACUGAGCUGCCGACGUUCAAAGAGAUGUCGCGUCCUGAUGUGCUAUUGCCGCGUGCGCGUUACUUUCACUCAGCUGCCACUACGGAAAACUACAUGAUCAUCUAUGGUGGACGCACACAUCCUUAUGAUGCCAGCGACGUGCUGAUUGCUUACAUCUAUGAUUGCAAUCAAUGGAUACGCUUGACGGAAGAGGUGCACGUGGUCGGCAGACUGCCGCAUUCGACAUACGCCGAGGCGAUCUCCAUAGAUCAUGAUAGCAAAGCUAUCUAUGUAAUUGGCGGUUGGGAUGGCAGCGCGUCGCAGAGUCACGUGACACGUAUCAAUUUACCCGAUGAUAUUUGCCAACUAUGGAGUGCCAACAAGUAUUUGUGCCGCACACAUAAAGGCUGCAGUUAUUGUACGGUUUCGGGCACCUAUAGUUCCGCCUCGUACUGUUUCUCCGAAGGCGACUCCGCUGUUUGUGAACAUCGCAAUGGUACUUUAGUCUACAAUAAUGGCGCGGCAUGCGAUGAUGCGUGGAUGUCGCGGCGCAAUUGCUCCAGCUUUAGCACAUGCAGCGCCUGUCUGGCCUCUUGGCCGACACAUGUGGAGACGACACCGGUGUGUCAGUGGUGUGACGAGUGUGGCAUCAAGGGGCGUUGUGUACCGGCUGGUGUGGACUGUGAACGCCAUAGCACAUGGUGUAAUAAGGAGAUCAGUGUCGGUCUGCUGAAUCUCUGUCCGCAACCGCAAUGUCAUACCUUGCACUGUGAGGCGUGUGUGAUGAAUGAGAAUUGCGAAUGGGCGCAGAGUGAGUUGGGUACAAUCGAGUGUAUUACAAAAGAGCUGGUGGAGCAGAAUCAAUAUCGCAUUAUCGGUGAAUGUCCGAUGCCAUGUCACAUCUAUAAAAACUGCAGCACUUGUCUGAACAACUACGACGAGAAUCCGAAGGACUGCAAAUGGUCAACAAUGUUGAAUAGCUGUAUUUCACCACAAUCACAACCGCUGCUUUGCGCUGGUGGCGUUUGUGGUUUGGUGUUGGAGAUGAAUGAGACCUCACAUUGUCCAGAACCCUGUCAUGUCUACGACCAUUGUUCCACUUGCUUGGAGCAUGCUCAUUGCGGUUGGUGCGCACGUGAUGGAUUCAACGGUGAUGGCAUCUGUACAGAAGGUUCACUUGAGAACAAGCAGGAAUACCCGUCCGGUUCAACGUGUGAUCUUAUCUAUACCUCGCGACGUAAUGACUCACAGCUUACGCCAGCCGAUGUGGUCUCCUGGCAUUAUGUGAAAUGUCCGGCUGAGAAUGAAUGUACGAAUGGCCAUCACAACUGCAAUCCGAUUUCGGAACGCUGUAUCGACACGGAUGUCGGCUACACCUGUCAGUGCGGUGAGGGUUAUCGCGAUGAGAAUGGCACAUGCCUGCCCGUUUGCAGUCAGGGUUGUGUGCGCGGCAAAUGCAUCAAGCCGGACAACUGUACCUGUGACUUUGGUUAUGUUGGCGCCAAUUGUAGUAUACAAUGCUUGUGUAAUGGUCAUUCGAACUGUGGAGGACCUGAUCGACUGGAUGUGUGUCUGGAGUGUCACAACAAUACGAAGGGUGCUCAGUGCGAAAAGUGUAAACCAUUAUUUGUCGGCAAUCCGAAGGAGGGUCACGAAUGUGUGCCAUGUCUGGCAUACUGCAAUGGUCACUCCGAUGUUUGUUUGGCACAAGACUCGGAUCCCGCUCACUUCAAUAUGACACGCGCCGAACUGGAAGAAGUAUUGCAGGAGGGCCCGGAGAGCAAUGCAACUUGUCUGCGUUGUGCGAAUAGCACUGCGGGUGAUCGCUGUGACACAUGCAUCGUUGGCUAUUUCCGUGGUAGUGAAGAUCAUCAUAAGGCUUGUCGGCCAUGUCAGUGCCAUGGACAUGGCAACGUUUGCGAUCCCGUAACUGGUGAGAAAUGUAAUUGUGGCAAUAAUACAGAGAGUGAUGCAACUUGUACGGCGGGUGGUGGCAAAAACUCCGCCCAACUCUGUUGGAGUGUGCAAUGUUCAAAAUGUCGAGACUCGUAUGCGGGCAACCCUAUCGAUGGUCAUCAGUGCUACAAGCAAAUAACUGUGGAAUCGCGUAUGUGCUUCGAUGCCAAGCCAAUAGAGGAGUGCAAAUCAAAACCAGCGGCGCUUCGACCAGGCCAAACGGUAUUUUUUGUUAUACAACCACGUUUUAUGAACGUCGACAUUCGCAUCAUAAUCGACGUUACGCAAGGCGAAUUGGAUGUGUUCAUGUCACCACAAGACGACUCCUUCAUUGUGGAGACCAACGAAACGACGGGCUUCCAUGAAAUCUUCCUGGAUAAUCGCUACAAUUGGGUACCCAAAAGUAAGCGUAAUCAUCCAUUGCACAUAGCAAUGCCACGCACCGACAAUAUAACUGCCAGCAAACUGGUGAUGCACGACAAACGCAAUAGCUUCUAUGUGCCACACAUACAAGACUGCAAGAGUCACGGUGGUCAUAGUUUCCAUGUGAAGGAUAAACAUGCCAAGGAUUUGAGUACACAUGUCACGCUGAAUCAAUGCAACACGCUGUUGCGGCUUUUUGGCCUAAAGAACCGUUUAGUGUUAACAUUGCCGCAGAAUGCUCAUAAUUUAAGUGCUACACGUUUCUUCAUAGCAUUACGCGCCGGAGCCGGACCGGAGCACAGUUAUGGUUCGGUAGUUUUUCGACAAGAUCAACUACAUAUCGACUUGUUUGUGUUCUUUUCCGUCUUCUUUUCAUGCUUCUUCCUCUUCCUGGCUGUAUGCGUGGUUGUGUGGAAGGUGAAGCAAGCGGCCGACUUGCGACGUGCGCGACGUCAACAUGUCGUCGAAAUGUUACACUUAGCAAAGCGGCCAUUUGCGCGCGUCUUCCUCACAGCUGGCGCUUUGGAUAUGGAAAGCCCACAGCCGGCACCGUCAUCAGCGCGUUCGGUGCGUAAUAUAACGGGUGCACGUUCGCGUCAUGCAGCCGCCGGUACGCAUGCGCCGGAAAUAUUGCUUAUCGCUAUUGAACCGACGGCGGAUAAUUUGGCGGCGGUGGGCACAGUGUUUGUCAGUUUACCCGGACGUCAUAAAGCGCCGCUAAGCAUGGCACUCGGCUCAGCGCUAAUCACAUAUCCCAGACAGUUUCCGUUAAACGCGCGCAAUUUUAUGCGCACCCAGCGUGGUGGUGGCGGUGCGGGCGGUGGCGCCGGUGCAGUAGCUGUUGGCGGUGGUGCGGCUGUGUUGGGCAAUCAUGCGGCGUAAGUAUUUAUAAUUUAAGGUUCCUUGUUUUUUCACUAAUUCUUUGCAGUGUACACUGGCUAUAAACUCAAUUGUAGUCACCUAUUGUCGUUUACAGUAAUUUUAUUGGUAGGGAGAUAAAUAUUUCUUCAGUUAUUUUACUCUUAUUUUAUUUUCGAACAAAUUAUUUUUAAUUAGAAUAUUUUUUUUUUUGUUUUUAAUAACUUUAAAAAGAUUUCAGAGUUGUCAUAAUUUUUUCUUUAAUUAAAUUAUUUAUAAUUAUAUUUCAUUAUUUUUU
Messenger RNA from Bactrocera dorsalis (oriental fruit fly), 9847 nucleotides. RefSeq names its product multiple epidermal growth factor-like domains protein 8 (gene Megf8). The record is from RefSeq and is a predicted model, not a curated record. Bases 727 to 9573 code for a protein of 2948 amino acids. The transcript has 8 exons. Gene Ontology annotation, molecular function: protein binding; calcium ion binding. NCBI's taxonomy places the organism in Eukaryota, Metazoa, Arthropoda, Insecta, Diptera, Tephritidae.